AUGUCUUUCAGUGAUAAUCCCCAGCUUCACCAUAUGGAGUACAACCAAGGCCAGCCCACCAUUGUACUGAUUCAUGGUGCCUUUUGUUCCGGCCUUUUCUGGGACCUGGUUAUCCCGCAUCUCAAUUCGUAUCACCUCUUGGUUCCAGAUCUUCCAGGCCAUGGAAAGUCCCAAACUAUUGCCCCGUAUUCACUCGAACUUUCAGCUACUCUCAUCGCCAACCUGAUUCGUGUCCACGCCAACGGCCCAGCUCACAUUAUCGGCCACAGUCUAGGGGCACAUGUUGCUAUUCGUCUAGCUUCGCAAGAGCCCGAGCUAGUCAGAUCUGUCUUUGUCUCUGGCUUCGAAGUCUUUCCUAAGACAGCGCUUACGCCAUAUAUACCUUACGCAGCGUGGAUUAUGCCGCGUGUGGAAAAUUGUCUCCCCCGUCCUCUGAUACGCUGGGCUAUGGACGGUGCUGAUAUGCCUCGCACGGAUACUUCAAAAUGUACACUCGAUCUAUGUCGGCAGAUUGUCUCGGCGGAAACACCAUAUGAGUGGCCAGUAUCAUGGCCCGCGCGGACGCUAAUUGUUGCGGCUGGGAAGGGAGGGCUCAUACCAAGCAGCGAUCACCCACAUGAUGCCGUGAAGCUGAUGACUAUUGGAAGAGAGCUGAACGACGAGACUGUUGCAUAUACACAUAUGGAUAUGCGCCAUCCAUGGAAUCGCCAGGCCCCAAAGCUUUUUGCAGAAACCGCUGAGGCAUGGUUUGAGCAAAGAGGGUUGCCCGAAGGAUUUGUGAAGCUAUGA
This is a messenger RNA of Penicillium brevicompactum, 789 nucleotides long. Its product is annotated as alpha/beta fold hydrolase. The coding region runs from base 1 to 789 and encodes 262 amino acids. The transcript has a single exon. Lineage: Eukaryota; Fungi; Ascomycota; Eurotiomycetes; Eurotiales; Aspergillaceae. The record is from RefSeq and is a predicted model, not a curated record.